CUGCCACAAUCUGGAAACAUUUUGGGACUAUUUAAGGGCAGUUUCUGGAUCUUGUACAAAUAAACAAGGGAAUGCGGAGUGAGUUUUUCCAGUUACUGCCUGGACUUGUGGAACACUGAGUCACUUUAGACUCUUCGGUUUCUUGGAGAGAUUAUAUACUCGGAGAACGUGCUGCUAUUUUGUGUUUGGAUCACUGGAUUUACUAAGGGAGCGAGAGAGAGAGUAACCCGGGAUUUUCACUGACAAAAAGCAUUUGUUUGCUUGAAUCUAUGAAACUAGAGUGCAUGCUGGUGGAAGUGAAAGUAGAGAUGGAGCAUGUGCCACUCUAACAGGUUUUCUGUGCUGGAUUUCACUUUAUAGUAUUGAAGAUAACAUGGAGAGUGAGGACAAAUCUCCAGCUAGUCCUCUCCACAAUAUAGUCUCUUCAGAGUUUUUGAUAUCAGAUUCGCCACGUUCAGCUGUGCUCACAUCCUAUCGAACACUUUCUGACAAAGAUGUGGAUCUACAUCCUGUAAGCCACAGCGACAUUGAAAUCACACAGGAUGAUGAUACUGGUGUGGCAGAUCCAUUGAGCUCAAGAUCUGGAAAUGGUUUUAUCACGUCUAAAGAAGAGGAGAAGGCUGGCUCGUCUAAUGGAUGCCUUUAUUCACCUGUUCUGGAUGCAGAAAGGCCUUCAUGUAUGUCCUCUGAUAAUAUGUCAGAUCCGUAUCUUGUGCAGGUAACAAGAGUGGAAACAUACAUUGAUGACGAUGAGGAGGCAACGAGCAUCCAGAGAAGUUCAGGUGAACUUAGAGAGGAAUCGCUCAGUUUUGAUAAGGAUGAAGGCAAAAUAAUUAAUUCAAAUCAGCUGCCUGUUUUUGACAGCGGUCGUGAAGUAUCUGAGGAGGAAUUUAAGCUGCCUGAGAGUCUUGUUGAGCGAUCGCUCAAAGACACAUCGGUUCUGACCAGAGCGGACUCACACGGAAGAAUCAACAGAUCGCUGGACAGCUCCUCUUCUCUUUUGGAUGAGUCUACGACUGAACCACCAUCUGAAAGCUUUGAGACAGGACGAGGAGACUUGAGCUCAGAGGUAUCGACUUAUGAAAGUCACACAGACAAGGACGACUCCGGACCAGGUGUGCAUAAAGAGUACAGCGGCUGGAGACGCGUAGUUCCUCUGUGCGCACCUCCACCUGCUUCUGAAUCAGUGACGACAGGUGGAGAUGUCUCGUCAAUUUCAGGUGAUCAACAGUCUCACCAAGAAGGGAAUUUGGGAACAGAUCCAGUGUCUCCAACAGAUUCUCAAAAAGGUGAUUUCUUAAGUCCAAUGUCUCCAGACUCCUCUGUUUUGUCAGGCUCAGGUCUUCAACCCGAGACAGAGGGUCUUUCGGAGACUGUUUUGGGACAGUCCCCAACUGACUCUGAGCCAAGUGCUCUCUCUGCUCCUUCAAAAGACAUCAAACAGGACACGCCUGUCUCUGAGAAGACCACAGAUGCCCUGUCCUCCCCGAAAACCACUAGACUCUCUGCGGCUACAUCCAGCGAGCGAUACCAGCUGCCCGCCCUGUUCAGCGGUCUACGGGUGUUGAAGAAAGGGGCGGUUGGAAACGAGAGGGAAACUGUUUCUGAAAUCAAACAGAGGGAUACAGACCGAGCGCUCCUGAGCCUUAAACAACAUGUCAACAAAGCCAAACUUGAACAACUAACUAGCACCAGCAUUCCAAAAAAGAAAAGUGAACCAAAAACGCUGGCCGAAACCGACAGUCGCUUGCAGAAAUUGACAAACAUUGACGCCACCCAGAAUAAAGAAAACUCAAAAGAGGAUGUUGGUGACCCAAACGCAGGAAAGGAGGGAGUGUCUGUGAGCAAAACAAAUGUUAGCGUCUCACAAAAUGACAGCAGCAAAGCUUCAACACUUUCAGCAGAUUCAUCAUUUGAUGCCUUAAAGUCCAAAUUAUUCGGUUCUAAACCCGUAAAGAAAGAGUCUAUUGAUGUGUCGCUGGAUCUGGAUGCUGUGAAGAGGAAAAAGAAAAGUGAGAAAGAACUGCUGAGGUCAAUUUUUGAGAGACAGCUGAGUAAACCUCCAGUCUCUGACAUCAAGAGUCCCACAGAGGUCAAAUCAGAGGUCACGUCCCCAUCAGAUGGUGAGGAUCGAACCCCUGGACGUCUUCAGGCCGUCUGGCCACCACCCAAAUGUAAAGAUGCAGAGGAGAAGGUCGGACUGCGCUACACUGAAGCAGAGCACCAGGCCGCUCUCCUGCAGCUGAAGAGAGAGAGUAAAGAAGAGCUGGAGAAACUGCAUGCGGACUUUGAGCUGCAGAUCUUCCAGGUUCGCGGAAAGCAUGCGGAGGUCGUGUCCCGUUUAGAGUCGAUCAUUGCGAGGAUGCAGCGCGAGCAGGCGUGUAACUGCGUACAGGAGCGCGGCGAGCUGCUGGAGGCGUGUGUGUCAACUGAGGAUAAUGUGCCGCCCAAAAGCUUCCGUAACGUGUGCAUUCAGACCGACCGUGAGACUUUCAUCAAAAUGCCCGAGGGUGAUGUCACCAUACCACCGCUCAUCUCCAGUGCCAACAUGCCCAAAAGACUGGACCUGGACUCUAUAACCAUGAGUUUGGGUGUGGGCCCCGGACCUCCUCUACCCCCUCCUCCUCCCCCUCUUCCAGGUCAACCCUGUGCCCCCCCACCCCCUCCUCCUCCCCCUCAUCCAGGUCAACCCUGUGCCCCCCCACCCCCUCCUCCGCCCCCUCUUCCAGGUCAACCCUGUGCCCCCCCACCCCCUCCUCCGCCCCCUCAUCCAGGUCAACCCUAUGCCCCCCCACCCCCUCCUCCACCCCCUCUGCCCGGGAGCUCUGCCCCCCCUCCUCCUCCACCCUUACCUGGAUUCACACCUGGACCGCCCCCACCUCCCCCCUCUGGAGCUCCGCCUCCUCCUCCGCCACCACCAGGCCUGCCAGGAGCCCCCCCACCUCCUCCACCCAUGCCGGGCUACAGCACCCCUCCUCCACCUCCGGCCUUUGGGGGUUUUGGGUUUGGGCAAGUGGCAGAUAAAGCACCACGUAAGCCCACCGUGGAACCGGCCUGCCCCAUGAAACCGCUCUACUGGACCCGAAUUCAGGUUCAGGACAACAAUAAUGAUACACUGUGGAAUUCUCUGGAAGAACCAGAUCUCAUAAACACCAAAGAGUUUGAAGAUCUCUUCUCGAAAGCCACCGUACAGCCAAAGAAGAAACCGCUGGCGGACACGUACGAGAAGAAGAAUAAAGCCAAGAAGAUUAUCAAGCUGCUUGACGGCAAGCGUUCUCAGGCUGUGGGAAUAUUAAUAUCCAGUCUACACCUCGAAAUGAAGGACAUUCAACAAGCUGUGCUGACUGUGGAUCAUUCAAUAGUUGAUCUGGAGACGAUUGAAGCUUUAUAUGAAAAUAGAGCUCAGAGAGAUGAACUGGAGAAGAUCAAGAAACAUUACGAGACGUCUAAAGAAGACGAGAUGAAACUCCUGGAUAAACCUGAACAAUUCCUGUAUGAGUUAUCCCAGAUUCCUGAUUUCGCCAGCCGCGCUCACUGCAUCAUUUUCCAGUCGGCCUUUGUGGAUUUAAUGUCCUCUGUCCAUCGUAAGGUUGAGGUCAUCUCUACUGUGUGCAAGGCUCUUCUGGAGAGUGACAGUGUGAAGGAUGUUAUUGGUCUCGUUUUGGCUUUUGGAAACUACAUGAACGGUGGAAACAGAACCAGAGGACAGGCGGACGGAUUUGGACUCGAGAUUCUUCCAAAGCUGAAAGAUGUCAAGAGCAGGGACAAUCGUAUAAGUCUAGUGGAUUAUGUGGUGUCCUACUACCUGAGGAACAUGGAUGAGAAUGCAGGAACUGAUAAGAGCGUUUUCCCAUUGCCUGAACCUCAGGAUCUGUUCCACGCCGCACAGGUGAAGUUUGAAGAUCUCGCAAAAGACCUUCGCAAGUUAAAGAAGGAGCUGACAGCUUGUGAGAAGGAAGUUCUGCAGGUGUGCGAGAACUCUUCUGAAGAACAUCUCCAACCCUUCAAAGACAAGAUGGACACCUUCAUCAGAACAGCACAAUCAGAGUAUUCAGCUGAAGACGAGCGUCUACAGGUGGCACAGAAAAGCUUCCUGGACGUGGUCACAUACUUUGGGCUUAAACCCAAGUCUGGAGAGAAGGAGGUAUCUCCAAACUACAUCUUCAUGCUGUGGUUUGAGUUCUGCAAUGAUUUCAAGAGCACCUGGAACCGUGAGAGUAAAAACAUCUCCAAAGAGAGACUAAAAGAAGCUCGUCAGACUGUCCAGAAAAUCACAGCGGAGAAGAAAGUGGAGACGAAGAAGAUCAACGCAAACAGUCUGAAAGAGCGACUGCGCAAGAAAGAAGCAGGUGUGUCCUCAAGCUGAGAGUAAAGACAAAAUACAGAGACUGGAGAAAGGAGACGGAGUGGACGAACAUCAAAUUGUUUCAUGAGUGGACAGAUGAGCGUUCGUCAAACACUGAAACUCAAUCGACUGUGUCACUCAUUAUGUCCUGUGAACGGCCGCGACGAGGGUUCAGAGAACUCGUGUGUGUGUUUCACCAUACAGGAUAAUAAUGAUCUACUGUAGACGUGUGAUGAGGAUGCUCUUACACCGGUUGGAUGAUCUUCUCCAUCUCAGAUCAGCAGUGAUGUUGGUGCUUUAUGCACUUGUGUUGGGUUUAACUUCAAAAGGUGGAACCUUUUAGCUACAAAACCAGGUAAACUGCACUUAAAAGAGUGCAAUAUACUGAAGCGAGAGCAGUAUACUGCGUGAAAUGAAGGCUCACCUGACCUCUGGGGUUUCAGCGAACUUGUCUGAGUAAGGACGAAGUAGAGAGAAUUCUUAAAAGUCUUAAAUGUAGGUCACUUCUUGGGCGAAGUAAUUUACUGCUAACGAAACUUGUCACUUAGUGUCACAAAGCAUGACUGUUGAAAUGUGUCAUCUAUAUUAGUCUUGAACCAAACCGACAUCUACUGACAUCUACUGUCCAGAUAUCAAUAUACAGUAUAAAACACAGUGCCUCAUUUAUGUCAUCGUCUAUAAUGACAAACCUAAACGUCAUCUAGUGAGCAGUUUCUGUAUUGUUUAACCAGGUUCAAUACAAGCUUUUGCAUUUGUCGGCUCCGUCCCUUCUUUUCUUUAACCUCCUGAGACCCCGCGUCCACAUGCGUGGACAUUACGUUUUGGUGUCGCUAUACACAACGCAUAAUUUAAUUGAAUUUAAACUGACUGAUCUCAGUUCAGGAGUAAAGGGUUAAACUUUCGACACACAGAGUCAUGUGACAAAACAACAUGGUGCCGAUCACAGCGGAGUUUGUCUUUGGGGGAAAUGCCAAUAAAACUACAUCUGGUAAGAAAUCUCAUUAAGUUUUUACAUUGAAACCUGUUUGAAUCAAAAGAUUAGAGUCUCUAGUUUCAUCAGAUAUGCCAUUUUUAAAAUUUGAGUGAUUUAGCGUGAAACAGCACGCUGAGAAACACAAUGACCACAUUCGUGGACUGUAUGCUCCUUUAUUCACUGUCUGUGUAUUAUCACAAUGAGAAUUAAUGGAUUCAUCCAAACACUGAAAAAUGUGUCUUUCAGAGGCUUUAUAUGGAGUUAGGAUGAAAAUAAGGUGCAUUUCAAACUGUUCUGAGACCAGUGCAGACAGACAGCACACUGGAGGUUAAGUCAUUCACUAAAUAGGGAGCAAGGGAGCAUCCUAUAGCUCUCUAUGCAGUUAAGUGCAUUCACUCCUAAAAUCUGAUCAAAAGUUCAGUUUCAGGCUGCAGAUGAUGUUUGGAUCACUCAACAUGUUUGACAGACAUGUGACAAUGAUAAUCAGUACAUAGAUUCAGAAUUUAUAAUGUAUCAUUUUAUUUUAACAUGGUUGACAGUGAUUGGAUGAUGCUGGACAUUACUUUGAAUCAGAAUUAAUCUUGAUAAUUUCUGACGUCUCAAAAACAUGAAUAAUCAACACUCCUGGAAACAUAAGAAACUAUUUGAUGAAAAAAAAAAAAAUCUGGGGCCUGGGUAUCUCAGCGAGUAAAGACGCUGACUAUCACACCUGGAGUCUCGAGUUUGAAUCCAGGGCGUGCUGAGUGACUCCAGCCAGGUCUCCUAAGCAACCAAAUUGCCCCGGUUGCUAGGGAGGGUAGAGUCACAUGGGGUAACCUCCUCGUGGUCGCUAUAAUGUGGUUCUCGCUCUCGGUGGGGCGUGUGGUGAGUUGUGCGUGGAUGCUGCGGAGAAUAGUGUGAAGCCUCCACAUGCGCUAGGUCUCCACGGUAAUGCGCUCAACAAGUCACGUGAUAAGAUGCACAGAUUGACGGUCUCAGACGUGGAGGCAACUGAGAUUCGUCCUCCGCCACCCGGAUUGAAGCGAGUCACUACGCCACCACGAGGACUUAGAGCGCAUUGGGAAUUGGGCAUUCCAAAUUGGGGAGAAAAGAGAGAAAAUCCCAAAAUGAAAAAAAUCUAACUUUCUAUAGUUUAGUAUUAUUUAAAAUUUCGCAACUUAGUCCCGUUGUUCACAUAUGAGGACGUUGAUUUUUAGGAAAACUAUUUGCUCUGCAAAUUUUGUUUGUUUGUUUGUUUGUUUGUUUAUGAAAUGGAAAAAGCUCACAGCAGUCACGCUCGGGUCUCAGGAGGUUUAAAAAAGCACAAAUGUGUGUUCCAGUGAGACACUUACAAUGGAAGUCAAUGGGGUCAAUCUGUAAACAUUAAAAUACUCACUGUUUCAAAAGUAUAGACACAAGACAUAAACAAUAUGUGUGUUAACAUGAUUUUACUGUGAUAAUAUCACUUACUAACCACAUCUGUGUGACGUUAUAGACAAUUUUAUAACUUUAUUACCAUGAUGCAAAAACGCUGAUUUAAACAACUUUACAGCUCCAAUAAUACACGAGAUUUAACAGAAGAAUUAAUGUAAGUGUUUUUAUAACAUUAUAAUCUUCACAUUUCUGACUUUAAACCCUCUAAAAAUUGACCCCAUUGACUUCUAUUGUAAGUGUCUCACUGGAACACACAUUUGUGCUUUUAUAAAGAAAAGGAGGAACGAGUCCAAACUAAUUUUUGUGGUGAUCAACAUUAUGACACAAACGCUGUCGAUUGAGCUCAACUUGUAUUGAACCCGGAAUAUUCCUUUAAGUGCUAACAUGAUCUCAUCUGUAUUUCUACUUGAAUCACAUCGCUCGCUUGUCGAGAUUUCAAACCCUUUGUUGUUUUUAGCCGUUUUUGACCUAGAUGUUUUUCCACAUUUUCCUUAUGCCAAAAUAAUUGCACUUUGAAUGCACCUCAGUUAUGACGUCUAUGCAAUAUCUUGUGUUUGAAGAAGUGUGGAAAUCAUAUCAGCUUAGAAGACUACUGAAGUCAUGAUGUAUGUUAUGAUGAGGAAUGUGCUAAUAUUCACCCCUACACAGAGUAUAUUUAUAUUUUGACAUUUUUUUAUAAGUGCAAAUGAGUGAAUGACAUACUAAAAGCCCUGUUUAUCAAGACAACCAAGGUUUUUAUUUACAUUUAUAUUGAAUUAUUUCAUGACAAGCUUAAAUGUAUCACGAGUGUCAGUAUCACAGGUGCUUCUCAACACAGUACAUUUGUGUUUUAAAUCCAAACUCCAAAAAGUUUUGUGUGAAUUUGCUGAUUUGGGGGCCAAUGAUUUUGUUCUUCUUUAAAGUUUAUUUAGAUACUUUUACAUUAUUAGGUGCAAUAAACUGUUUUAUAGAUAUCUCCAAAAGAAAAGAAUUGACAUCAAAGAAUUCUCAAAUGAAGAAGUGUCUUCUGAUUUUUUUGCACAUUGUUAUUUUUAUUAUAUUCUAACAUAUUUAUUCUUAAAAAAUGAAAUCUGAAAUGAUAAAAUGUGCUGUUUGAAAGAUAUGAGAAGUCUGACAUUCCCUAAAAACUCCCAAGAGAAAUGCUGCUUUCAUAACCACAUGUAACCAGUGUACUCAAUGUUAUUGGCUACAUUGGUUUAUUUGUUGUUGUUGUUUGUUUGGUACGUUCAAUUAUACAGCUUAUAGUUUCUCUGAGUAAAUUGAAAGUUCUUCUUCUUCAUGUCAAGAUUGGAUGAAACUUUUGUGUCCCAGUAAAUGCCAAAUAAUCCAACAGGUAAAACCAGGAGAUUGAAAUGAAAUUAGUUUUGGAUCUUUGUGGGGGAAAAAAACAUGCAGUUUAGAUUUUCUUCAUGAAGUUUCUGUUUUAAAAGAACCUCCAGCUCCUAAAAAUAAAGACUCGUACCAUCUAAAGAA
This is a messenger RNA of Myxocyprinus asiaticus (Chinese sucker), 8204 nucleotides long. RefSeq names its product formin-like. The record is from RefSeq and is a predicted model, not a curated record. Gene Ontology annotation, biological process: actin nucleation. Gene Ontology annotation, cellular component: nucleus; cytoplasm; endoplasmic reticulum membrane. Gene Ontology annotation, molecular function: microtubule binding. NCBI's taxonomy places the organism in Eukaryota, Metazoa, Chordata, Actinopteri, Cypriniformes, Catostomidae.